Eucalyptus grandis is the source of this 2664-nucleotide messenger RNA. Its product is annotated as LRR receptor-like serine/threonine-protein kinase GSO1. Lineage: Eukaryota; Viridiplantae; Streptophyta; Magnoliopsida; Myrtales; Myrtaceae. The record is from RefSeq and is a predicted model, not a curated record. The coding region runs from base 1 to 2664 and encodes 887 amino acids. Gene Ontology annotation, molecular function: protein kinase activity; protein binding; ATP binding. Gene Ontology annotation, biological process: protein phosphorylation. The transcript has 2 exons.
AUGGAGAAGUUCAUCUUUCUAGCAUUUAUUGAUGUUCUGUUGGCUUCCCUAUUGAUGUUUCAACCCGUCAUCUGUUCUAGCAACUUCACUGAUCAAGAGGCUCUCCUCCACUUCAAAUCGAUGAUGGAAGUCGACCCAACAAACACCAUCAAAGGAGGCAAUUGGACCGUGGAAGCAAAUUUAUGUGAAUGGAUUGGUGUCGUUUGUAGCAACCGCAGGCACAGAGUCAUAGCUUUAGACCUCUCGCACAUGGGCCUCCAAGGAAAGCUCUCUCCCUACCUUGGGAAUCUUUCUCUCCUGGCUUCUCUUGAUCUCCGCAACAAUAGUUUUUAUGGCAUGAUUCUGACAGAAAUUGGCCAUUUACGUCGCCUCAAAAAACUUAUACUCGAAUUGAACCAAUUCGAAGGAAACAUUCCUCCUAUCUUAACCCAGUGUCAAAACCUUGAAGUCAUGUCACUUGCGACAAACAGGCUAACGGGCGGCAUACCAAGAGAAUUUGGCGUUUUCACUAAGUUGCAACAGCUGAAUCUUAGCUCAAAUGACUUACGAGGUCAAAUUCCAAGCUUCCUGGGCAACAUAUCCACAUUGCAAGUCAUUAAAUUGGCCAAUGCCACUCUCACAGGUUCGAUUCCUUCAGCACUUUUCAAUAGAUCGCUCACGUGGGUCAAUUUGAGGGAUAAUUAUCUCUCUGGAAGCCUUCCCUCCGAUCUUUGCUACCGCUGGCCUAACAUUCAGAUUCUUUCACUGCGUCAAAAUCAAUUCAGCGGCCUGCUACCAGAGACGCUACCCCAAUGCAAAGAGCUUAUCAUAUUGUGGUUGUCAUACAAUUGUUUUCAGGGAAGCAUUCCUCGAGAUAUAGGUAGCUUGCAAAAGCUACAAACGCUCUAUAUUUCUGUUAACAACUUGACUGGCACGAUUCCUCGAACCAUCGGUAACUUGUCGAGCUUGCACAAACUAGAAAUAGGAGUUAACCCCAUUGAAGGGGAGAUUCCGAGUGAGAUUGGGAAUUUGGUCGAUCUGCAAUCACUGGUCCUUAGGGAAAAUUUGCUAAUUGGCGAAGUGCCUCAAGAGGUUUUUAAUAUUUCUUCGCUUCGAAUGCUUAAUUUGGUGGACAAUUCCCUCUCCGGAAGCCUUCCCUCAGGUAGUGAUCUAAGCCUUCCGAAUUUGGAAGAACUAUAUCUAGGAAGCAAUGUCUUUGGCGGCAACAUCCCCCUGUAUUUCUUGAAUUUUUCGAACCUAAUCCUUUUCGAUGUCUCGAAAAAUCAACUCAGCGGACCCAUACCUACGGGUUUGGGCAACUUGAAGAACCUUGAAGUCUUUGGUAUUCGGUCUAAUCAGCUAACAGGAGAGACUUACGGUUCGGAGCUCGGUUUUCUCUCUGAAUUAUCUAAUUGUCCAUCGUUAGGUCGUAUUCCCGAGGAAAUAAGUUUCUUGAAGAGAUUGACUUGGCUAGAUUUGGGCAAUAAUGCUCUAGACUGCAACAUCCUAUCAUCGAUAGGAGGACUAGAAAGUUUGCAAAGGUUGUAUCUUGACAACAACCAUCUCGAAGGAUCGAUCCCUGAUGAGAUAUGCAAUUUGACAGGUUUAGGAGAGUUGCUGCUCCAGCAAAACAGGAUAUCGGGAUCAAUCCCAAAUUGCAUUGAAAACCUUAGCAGCCUUCAAAAGUUUCUCAUAAGCUCGAAUAACAUGACAUCGGUUAUACCAUUUAGUUUGUGGGGCCUUCAAGAACUCAUCUUCCUCAAUUUGUCACUCAAUUAUUUCAAUGGAGGACUACCACUUGAAGUAGGGAAGAUGAGAGCUAUAGUGAGCAUCGAUCUUUCUUGGAACCGAUUUACUGGUGCCAUACCAAGUUCCAUCCAGGAGUUUGAGAGCCUUGCUUCUCUCAACUUGUCGAGGAACUCUUUUCAAGGAUCAAUACCGCAAUCAAUCGGCCAUCUCAAAGGGUUGGAUUUCCUCGAUCUCUCCUACAAUGAGUUAUCGGGCAUGAUACCUGAGUCCAUGGAAGGACUUGCAUAUCUGCAAAAUGUGAAUUUGUCCUUUAACAAGCUAUCAGGAGAGAUUCCUAAUGGCGGGCCAUUUGGAAAUUUCUCGGCUCUCUCUUUCAUUGGGAAUGAAGCACUUUGUGGAAAUGAGAUUUUUCAAGUCCCACGUUGCAAGGUAAAUGGAAUGAAAUCAUCAAGGGACAAGCGGCUCCAUAUACUAUACAUUAUUGUGCCGAUUGUAUUAGCUAUACUUCUAGUCCUCAUCAUUUGCUUGUUUAGAAAGCGUGGGAACACUAGUGAAAAAGCUUCAAUUUUGAUGGAGAACUUGCCUAGAAAUGACCACCCAAUGAUAUCAUAUCGGGAUCUUUGCUUGGCUACUAACAACUUCAGCGAGAGCAAUUUGCUCGGAGAAGGAAGCUUUAGCUCUGUAUAUAAAGGGACUCUGGCCAACGGGAUAGACAUCGCGGUCAAAGUACUAAAUCUCUAUAUCGAAGGUGUUUUGAAAAGUUUUGAUGCAGAAUGCGAUGCUUUUCGUAUGAUCCGACACCGCAAUCUCGUCAAGGUGAUCAGCACCUGCACGAAUGCCAAUCUAAGAGCUCGGUGUUGCAAUACGUGCCUUGUGGGAGCUUGGAGAAGUGGCUAUACUCCGACAACCACAACUUGGAUCUCCAUCAACGAGUGA